Messenger RNA from Gambusia affinis (western mosquitofish), 1986 nucleotides. RefSeq names its product engrailed homeobox 2b (gene en2b). Bases 352 to 1167 code for a protein of 271 amino acids. The record is from RefSeq and is a predicted model, not a curated record. Gene Ontology annotation, molecular function: DNA-binding transcription factor activity, RNA polymerase II-specific; RNA polymerase II cis-regulatory region sequence-specific DNA binding. Gene Ontology annotation, cellular component: nucleus. Gene Ontology annotation, biological process: regulation of transcription by RNA polymerase II; multicellular organism development; neuron differentiation. NCBI's taxonomy places the organism in Eukaryota, Metazoa, Chordata, Actinopteri, Cyprinodontiformes, Poeciliidae. The transcript is spliced from 2 exons.
UAGUGCAGCAGGAAGCUUCUCUAACUGAGCUGGAACAGUCUGCAGCUUUCACACUUUGGUUCGUUUAUUUUAAUGUAACAGGUAGUUUGUGCUGCAGUGAGGUGAAGGAGUGAGAGCAGAGAGGAGAGGGAUGCUCUCAUCACAAAGAAAGCGGGAUUGUUCUGGGCCGAAAUUCCCAGGCGCGUUUUCAGAACUGAACACUUUUACCUCAGAUGCAAACACACUGCCUGCUUUUCUUGUCGAAUUUUUAUUUUGCAUUUUUUCCAACGGCAUCAGCUAAUUGCUAGAAGGAAGACAGAGACUGAUCAGAAACUUGGAUCUUUUUCUUUGGAGCUUCAGCUCAUCAUCAUUAUGGAGGAAAAUGUUGAAGGAGAACCUCAGCGCCCAAAGAGCUCUGGAGAGAAGUCCAACCGGGCCAUCCUGCCUCUGCUGCAGCAGCCCGGGAUUCAGCAGUCCAACCGGGUCACCAACUUCUACAUAGACAACAUCUUAAGGCCGGACUUUGGCCGAAAGAGAAAGAAAGGCACAUUAUGUGUUCGGGGAGGACACGGGCUGGAGGAGAGGAGCGAGGUGUCAGGGAGAAAAGCCUCCAAAACGGACUCAAAGCGCGGCAGGACAGGAGGACGGGAGGGCAGCUUGGGGAAGUCCGACCUCCAGAAUGCGCAGUCAGAGGCGAGCGGCCCCGGCCUGACAGCCUGCGACUCAGGCCGAGGGAUCUCCUGCCGCAGCCCCGAGAGCAGCGAGGCCCCGGCGGCUCCUGCGGCUCCUGCGGCCCCAGCAGCCAAGCCGAUGCUGUGGCCGGCCUGGGUUUAUUGUACCAGGUACUCCGAUCGGCCUUCAUCAGGGCCCAGAUCCCGCAAACCAAAGAAAGCCCCGACCCCGAGCAAGGAGGACAAGCGGCCCCGGACGGCCUUCAGUGCCGAGCAGCUGCAGCGGCUGAAAGCGGAGUUCCAGAAGAACCGCUACCUCACCGAGCAGCGGAGGCAGAACCUGGCCCUGGAGCUCAGCCUCAACGAGUCUCAGAUCAAAAUCUGGUUCCAGAACAAGCGGGCCAAGAUUAAAAAGGCCUCCGGGAAGAAGAACUCUCUGGCGGAGCACCUGAUGGCGCAGGGGCUGUACAACCACUCCGCCGGCCGGGAGGCGGAGGCCCGCUCCGACAGCGACUGAAGCCGUCACAACAGCAGCAUCCUGGGCCGGAACCGCCGCUGUCUGACAUCACACAGUUCUGCGCGCGGGACUGUUUAAAGCACGCGCGGACAGGGCUGCACCGCAGCCUCACAGACAAACACCUUGAAAUGUUUUAGAUGUAGUUCUUUCAUCUUGAAGGCUCAGCUGAGGCAGAAGGCCGGCCCGGAGCGCUCCAGGCCGACCAGAACCACCGGCUGACAGCGUGGCUGCUGGAACCCAGAGACAGCUCAGCUGCUUCAUGGUAGGCCUUCUGUUUGUCCAGCUGUUCUGUUGCUACACUUUCCUUUGUGAGUCAAAGCUCAGCUAGAUUUCAUUUUAGAACUGAUCUGGCAGCAGGCGUCUGCAGAGCUGUUAGUUUUCUAGGAUUUCAAUUCAUUUUUGGACCUGACCGGAAAUGCCUUUGGAUCUGUGGUUCCAGUGCUGCCUUAUCGCAGUUCCCCCAAUUUCCCAGCAAACUAUCGGUGUCAAUAAGUGGGAUCAUGCGCUCUUAUUUAUAUCCAACACAGCCAGAAUCCAGAGCAAAGACGCUCUGAUAUGUUUACAUAAUUUAUUUUUCUACACAAACCUGUCUUUGAAUGCAACGUUUGGCAGAUCAAUGAAUAUGAAUCCAAACCAAAUGUAAGCCUUACAAUGCAGUCAACUUUUUUGUUUCCUUAAAUUGCUUCUGUUUCCUAAUGAAGAUUCUAUGUUUUCAGUUGUUUUUGUCCAUUUCUGAUAAAAUUCUCCUUUUUAGACAACAUGUAAAUAAUUGAUGUCAUGAUGAUGUGUAAAUAAACAAUGCAGAUCUGGCUUUUUAGA